AACCUGUGGCAUAGAUGAUGCACUUGCCUGCCACUUAUUAUGAAAAGAAUUUAUGCCAUAACUUAAAUAAAAAAAGCUUUCUCCUUUGUGAAUUCAGAAAUUUCUUCAGACGUAUACAAUCACUGGCAGACACCAAUAAUGUCUCAGCAAGAUGCACAUAUGACUAAUAACGAAGCAGAUGAUGUGCCCAUAACAGUGAGCAAUGGGAAAGAAAAUGAUGAAAGGAAGGAUCGGGAAGGGUCUGCCUCACCACCGGCGACACCACCUCCGGCCGACGAGGAUACUAACGAGAUAAUUUUAGUCAACGAGGAGACCAAGGAACUCGACUUAAAUCACGGCCGUAUAGGCAAGAUCGAGAAUCUUGAACAUUUAAAAAAGCUAGAGAGGUUAUAUUUGAGAUGGAAUUUGAUAAAGAAAAUUGAAGGCUUAGAAAUGUUGCAGUCACUGGUAGAACUGGAAUUGUAUGACAAUCAGAUUGUUGUUAUUGAAAACCUUGAUAGUCUUGUUAAUUUGGAAAUAUUAGACCUAUCAUUCAAUAGGAUAAAAGAGAUAACAGGACUCGAAAAGCUGCUGAACAUCAAGAAAUUAUUCCUCAGCUCAAACAAGAUCACUGAAAUCAAGAAUGUUAAUCAUUUACCAAACCUUGAACUUUUGGAGCUGGGCGAUAAUAGAAUUAGAGAAAUAAAAAACUUGGAAGGUUUGAGGACCCUCAAACAAUUAUAUUUGGGUAAAAAUAAAAUAAGCAAAAUACAAAACCUUGAGGAUUUGACCAACUUGGAGAUACUGGUUCUUCAGGCAAACAGAUUAACUAAAAUUGAAAAUCUCGAACAAUUGAAUAAACUAGAUCAACUCUAUAUCUCAGAGAAUGGUAUAACAGCUAUAGAAAAUUUGGAGAAUCAAACAAAACUUCAGACCUUGGAUCUGGCCGUGAACAGGAUCACUGUUAUAGAAAAUGUUCGGCAUAUGAGUGAUUUGGAGGAGCUAUGGUUAAACGACAAUCAAAUAACAGAAUGGUCAUCGAUAGAAUAUUUGCAACAAAACAACAAAUUAUCCACAAUAUAUUUGGAGAGGAACCCGAUAGCUUCAGAUCCAGCUUACAGAAGGAAAUUGAAGAUAUUGCUUCCAACACUACACCAGAUCGACGCGACACUGUGUAGAUAAGAAUUUUAUUUCUUGGUAUUGGGAUGAGAGACGAUGCGGUAAAAGAAAUAUUAGUCUACUGUUUGUGAUCACUCAUUUGUUCCGUGGAGUCUGUUAAUGUAGAAUUGUUCUUCUUUGAAUUCAUUGACUUCUAAGAUGUGGAUUAUUAUCCAAUUAGAAGUCUUCUAUAAAUCACUUUAUUUUUUUAACAGUACUGCAUUUCAGGCUAUGUAUUAAGUAACAUAGCCUUGCAAUGUAAUACAAUGAAAUAAUUUAAUACAAUGUGUCUUUUAUAUUAAAAUAUAUUGUCUCAGAGGAAUUAAAAUCACUUCGUCUCUUGUCUCUUGUAGUGUAUAUAUAUUUGCACAUGUAAUUUAGUUGGAAUUGUUGAAUUUGAGUUGGAUAAAUGUGCGAUUUUGUGUACUGCUUCAGUGUCAUAGUGGCAGCAUUCUCCGUUUUUGUAUGUUAUAUUAAAAUUAUCUAAAUAAAACAGAGUAAUUUAGUGUAGUUGUCUAAUUGAAAUAUUUAUUGGUAUGAGUCUAUAUCGACGCUUGAAAGGCAAACGUGACUAAGCGACAAUGCGUGAACUUUACAGUAGACUAAUUUAAAGUUAAAAUUAAUUUAAAAUAUACCUGAGAAAUACCUGAAAAAAAUUAUAUUUUAACAAAUGUAGCUGUAGGAUUGAAAUGAUUUUAAUAGACCUAGAAAUAUAUUUUUUUGCGCAUCGAAUAUGGUUAUUGCCUAUCAUUUAUGUACAAAGCAGUUAUUGUCGCUUAGUCACGUUUGCCUUUCAAGCGUCGAUAUGGAUAUUUGUGUUAAUAAGUCACAAAGGAAAUAUCUUAGGUAACAAAUAGAUAAAAAUCAUAUUUAACUUAACAAACAAAAAGUUCCGAUUCUUGAAUUUAUUGUGUGUGUUAAUAAAAAUAUAUGAAACGAAAUAAGUAUUACAUCAACUAUUACAGUUUGACUAAAGCGACAAAUAUGUAUUUUAUUAUUAAACAGGACCACUAUAUUUUAAUUACAAAAAAAAUAACACAAUUUUUGAAGACCAAGCAGUAAGAAUUGAUGAAUUGCCUGUAUGAUCUUUGCUUUGGUAUUAAAAUAAUGAAACAAAAUGUUACAAUCUAUAUCUUUGUUGUCACAUAUAUAUUAGUUAUCAUAAAUACAAAAACUAGUGGUAGGACCUCUUGUGAAUCCGCGCAAGUAGGUACCACUGCCCUGCCUAUUUCUGCCGUGAAGCAGUAAUGCGUUUCGGUUUGAAGGGUGGGGCAGUUGUUGUAACUAUACUUGAGACCUUAGAACUUAUAUCUCAAAGUGGGUGGCGCAUUUACGUUGUAGAUGUCUAUAGGCUCUAGUAACCACUUAGCACAGGUGGACUGUGAGCUUAUCCACCCAUCUAAGCAAUAAAAAAAAAGAUUUUAAUUUAUACAGGACAUACCAUAUUGAAACAAAAUUAUGAUAAUUAAUUUUCACAUUAAGAUCAAUGUUUUAAUAUUAAAUUAAAUUUUGCAGUGAACUUGCCAAGGUAAAACCGUCCUUCCAUGUUUAUAGACAAUGCCUUAACAAAAGACGCCAAAAUCGAAUUAUUUUUGUUCGAAUGUGUACGAUCACCUAUUGCUUUGUGUUGAGCAAUUAACUUGGUGUCCAAGUUAAGAAAGAUUUCUAAAAAUGUUCAUAUCAUUGAUUUGUCUAAGCACAUAUUAACGUAGUAAAUUUUCUGUUGCAUAUUCAUGUAUAAUAGUUUUUGGUAAUUAAAACCUAGUAGCUAUGUAUAAAAAUAAAUCUCAAUUAAUUUUGUAUUUGUUAUUAUACAAAUAGUAAUAGCUAAUGUUGGUACUUUGUAGUUAUGUGUUGAUUUUAAUAUUAUAAUUGAACCUCGAAUUUCCACUAGGAUAGUCAAAGUUACGUACGCUAAGGUAGAGAUGCGUUUUAAGUAACUAAAUUAUUUUAGAAAAAUAGAAAAUUUUAAAAAAUUAUAAUUUAAAUUCUCAUUGAGAGUUUCUUUUAUGAAUUUAACUAAAAAGUAAUUAAGUGGAGCAUUACCUACCUCUUAUAAGACUCAAAUUACCCAAGUGCCUACAUUUACUGUAGCUUAUCCAAUUUUUAACUUUACUCGUAAAAUAUACCCUGUGUCUCUCAUUUUGUAUUGCCCGAGAAGUGCAUGCUUUCGGUACCUAGUUAAACAUUGAUACGUCAUAUUAUGAUUGUGUUUAAAAAAAAUUCGUAAACAGCCUUAAAGGGAGUUUAGCUCCGAAGUAUAUAUUUGUUUAUGUUGAAAAAUAUUAAUAAAGUAGGUACCUAAAAGUUUUUCAAAGAUCAACUCAAAUGUCACAUCCAAAUGUUCUCAAACUCAAAUGUUCUCAUAAAUGUGUAGUUGAAAAUUCGUAUUAUUCUUAUUCUACUAAGUGAGGUCAGAUCAAACCUUUUUAUCUCAUAAUUGACCGCCAGUCGCCAUUUGUUUAUUAUUGGUUAGGUUUUUGUUAUUGAUUUUGAAGGCAAAUGGGCAUGCGGACCCCUGAUGGUAAAUGGUGUUAUGGACUUCAUUGCCAGUGGCACAGCCAAGCCGCUGCCCAACGCCCGUGAUGAAGUAAGACAAUACAACAUUGUAGGUAGUUACCGAAACCUACCGACCUGUUGAAGUCAAACUGUCUGGUGGUCGAGAGGCUGCCAUAAAAGGGAGGGGGUUAGGUAUUGCAGAAUUUUUAACAAUUACGAUUUUUCAUCUUAAACAAACAUUCUUCCCUACAAUCUAUAUAUUUAUUAAAGGAUAUAUGAGUAUAUUUUAAGUGAUCCAAUGAAACCUAUGUAGCUAAUUUACACGUAAUUUUGUGUCACGUAUAGAAUGUGUCUUACUGUAGCACAUAAUUAAAGCAGCAAUUGUUUAUGUAGUUUUAAUAUCAAAUAAAUAAUAUCAAUUGA
Molecule: messenger RNA, 4059 nt
Organism: Bombyx mori (domestic silkworm)
Lineage: Eukaryota; Metazoa; Arthropoda; Insecta; Lepidoptera; Bombycidae
Product: protein phosphatase 1 regulatory subunit 7
Exons: 6
Coding region: 139-1161 (340 amino acids)
Molecular function (GO): protein binding
Source: RefSeq, a predicted model, not a curated record